Messenger RNA from Alligator sinensis (Chinese alligator), 1692 nucleotides. RefSeq lists its product as uncharacterized. The record is from RefSeq and is a predicted model, not a curated record. The coding region runs from base 24 to 1322 and encodes 432 amino acids. NCBI's taxonomy places the organism in Eukaryota, Metazoa, Chordata, Crocodylia, Alligatoridae. The transcript is spliced from 8 exons.
CAGAUUCAGCUCUAUUACUCAAGAUGUUACUGCUACAGGUUCUUUUAGUGACUUCAAUUUGCUCUUAUGGAUCUAUAGGACUAAUUCUCACCCAAAGUCCAUUGUCUACCACCAAAAGUGAAGGCCGUACUGCACGUAUGAAGUGUGUUUUUACUGACUUUACGGGAGCUUUCGAUUCAGCUGCAAUUCACUGGUAUCAACAGAGCCCUGGUGAAGCUCCAAAGAGAGUUUUGUACUUCACAUCAGGAGAAGCUGCUGUUGAUGACCAGUCUCAGAAAAGCAGGUUUACAGUUGUGAAAGAUUCUUUAAAGCUCAGCUGUACUUUCCAAAUAAAUCGUGCAAAGAAAACUGAUACCGGUGUCUACUACUGUGCUUACUGGGAUAGUCACAGUAACCAGGAGCACCAUAAUUUAGCUAUCAUGUUUCCACUGCAGGUUAUUUUUCUUGCUUCGCUAAUUUGCUCUUAUGGAGAUGCUCUGGUGCUGAAACAAUCAGAACCCUCCAAAACCAGGGAAGAAACUAAAUCUGCAUCUAUUAAAUGCCAUGUUACUGGGACUACCACUGUUAUACACUGGUAUCGACACAAGCCUGGGGAAGGUCCAGAGCGGAUUCUGUACUUGUCAGCCGGAAAAGCUGUCUAUGACAAGGAGUCUGAGAAAAAGUUUUCAGCAAGACAGGAGUCUACUAAGGGCAUGUAUUCUCUGACAAUACAUGACAUAAGUACAGAUGAUGCAGCUAUGUAUUAUUGUGCCUCUUGGGAUGCUACUACAACAUGGAUCAAAUACUUUGGCACAGGAACCAAACUCGUGGUUUCUAAUAAAGCAGCAACAGUUAAAGCACAAGACGAGAUGCUGUAUCACACGGAGAACUCAAAGGAAACAUAUGUUUGCCUCGUUCAUAAUUUUUUCCCGAAUGUUAUUCGGAUGUAUUGGGAAGAUAAAGAGGGAAAGAAAAUAUCAGAUAAUGUAGUACAGGGAGAAGUUUGGCCACCUCAGGAGGAUGCAGACUCAUACUCAGUCAGCAGCUGGCUGACUGUAAAUAAGGAAAUCAACAAGGAAUAUAUUUGCUCGUAUGAGCGCGAAGGAUCUGCCAAAAAAACCUUUCGUGCUGAACGCCCAACAGCAACUGUGACUCAAACAGACAACUGUAUUGCCGGGCAAGCAAAUGGCACAGUAUUUUUCAAAGAGAAUUUCACGCACAGGACUGCAUCUUUAAUAUACAUAGUUCUUCUCCUGAAAAGCAGCAUGUACUAUGUCGUCGUACUCUUCUUCAUAUACAGAAUGAAAAGCCCAACCAAGGGUCCCCCCAGAAAGAAACAUUAAACUAUUCCUUCCAGCUUACAAAGUCAGCAUUUGUAUCUUAAUUUUGCUUAAUAAAGCUGCUCACAUAACUAUAAUAUACAUUGCUUUAAAUGUGGAAAAAAAGUGGAAAAAUAUCAGCUUGAGACCUUUCAACACUUAGGCAUGCAACUGAUGUCAUGAAUAUUGAAAGCUCUGCUAUAUUCAGUAAGCUCAAUGAGACUACCUGCGUGUGUGAAUGCAUUUGGUGGCAGUGCUAAGACUUAAAACUAAUUUACUGUUUUAUUUUUAGUUUCAUGGGAAUUUUUUUUCCUUCAAUUUCAUUUAUUUCCUUCAUAAAAGAAAUGUGUAAUUAUUGUAUCAGAACUGUGAAAAGUUGAGAUAUUUAAAUAAA